AUGGCAGUCAGCAUGACCAUGGGACGGGACACCAAAUGGCUGACCUUGGAGGUGUGUCGGGAAUUUCAGAGAGGCACCUGCUCACGGUCGGACGUCGAGUGCAAGUUUGCACAUCCCUCCCGAAGCUGUCACGUGGAGAAUGGCCGAGUCAUCGCCUGCUUUGAUUCACUCAAGGGGCGCUGCACACGAGAGAACUGCAAGUACCUCCACCCACCUCCGCACCUGAAAACCCAGCUGGAGAUCAACGGCAGAAACAACCUGAUCCAGCAGAAAGCCGCGGCAGCCAUGUUGGCUCAACAGAUGCAGUUCAUGCUGCCUGGAGCGCAGCUGCAGCCAAUUACAACAUUUCCUGUGACACACUCUCUGGCUACUAGUCCCAGCAUGGCGUUCAGUCCAUAUCUGAGCCACAUGGGCCCAGCUAUGGGUCUGAUGCCUGAACUGCUGCCCAGCACACCCCUGCUUGUUCCAGGGAGUCCCACCGGCUUGGCAACCAUCGGCAAUGGCACCUCCACACAAAAACACGCUCGCACAGACAAGCUGGAGGUUUGUCGAGAAUUCCAGCGAGGUAACUGCACGCGGGGCGAGAGCGACUGCCGCUACGCCCACCCCAUGGAGGCCGGCAUGGUGGACUGCAGCGAGAACUCCGUCAUUGUCUGCAUGGACUACAUCAAAGGUCGCUGCAGCCGAGACAAGUGCAAGUACUUCCACCCGCCGGCUCACCUGCAGGCCAGGAUCAAGGCUUCGCAGCACCAAGCCAGUCAAAACACGGCGUCCGCACCCUUGGCUCUGCCUCCAGGGGCCAUACAGCCGCUACCAAAGAGGCCGAUAAUGGAGAAGAGCAAUGGAGCUGCUGCCACAGUCUUUAACCCCAGCAUGUUCCACUACCAGCAAGCCUUGGCUAACAUGCAGCUCCAGCAACCAGCCUUCAUCCCCACUGUAGACCCAUCAGAGCUCCUAACCUCCGAUCCCGUGGAGCUCCAGUGCAUUCCCAUGGAAACUCAUUUCUGCCCCGUCCCCAAGCUGCUGGUGGCGGCUCCAGUGGCGCUAAACUCAGUAAGCCUUUCCCGAAACCCUAGUUAA
This is a messenger RNA of Menidia menidia (Atlantic silverside), 1080 nucleotides long. NCBI's taxonomy places the organism in Eukaryota, Metazoa, Chordata, Actinopteri, Atheriniformes, Atherinopsidae. The record is from the annotation of a GenBank genome assembly.